GCGAGUUUGCGAGUGGUUAGUUUGGGGCAAUAGAGGAAGCAGCUCCUUCGCAGAUAAGCAGGCAGUGCAUUAAAGAGACACAUGCUGUUUCAUAAGGAUACGCCUGAUUUCCAGAAGUAACCAUGUUUUUGUGGCUUAAACUCUUAACAUUUGGUGUUGCAUUUCUGAGGCAGGAUGCUUUUGUCAAAGCAGGAGAUGAAAAUCUGGCAACUACCAGCUCUCACUCACCCACGUCACCUCCACCUGCACGCUCCACAGCACUCUCACCUCCAGGCACCACUGAAGCAGGACAUGAAGAUCUGGCAACUACCAGCUCUUACUCCCCUAUGACACCUCCACCUGCACGCUCCACAUCACUCUCACCUCCAGGCACCACUGAAGGAGAUGAGUCAACAAGUACUACACCUGGUGUCUCUCCUUCAGACAGCACAUACCUCUCCACGCAUGCAGGCUCUGUCCCUGCCAUGGGACUUGGCACCCCACCACGCAGCAGCACUGCUGCCCUCACCACACACACUGCCACUGCCUUGAAGAAUGCUUCAUCAGAUUAUUACAGUUCAACAUCCUUGCACAGCACCAUCUCAUCAGUCAGCACGCCAGCAAACACUGGGAUCUCCCCCACUCUCACUAUAGGCACUUCCACACUGACAACUGAAGAACCUUGUGAUAUUUAUGUUGACUAUGAUUUCACUCAAAGUGGAAAAGAUGAGGGAAAUAAGGUUGAAGUUACACUGAAAAAUCUCACAGAAAACAGAAACUAUACUAUUUCAGAGGUUAAUGAAAUCGUCAGUGUGAAUUCCAGCACAAUAGAACUUGAGAAAUGCAAGAAAUAUGAAGUUAAAUUUAAAGAUUGCUCCACAGCUCUUUGUAUUCAGCUGCCUGGCUUCCAUCCCAUGCCUGCGGGAACACCUCUCUAUCUCACGCUCAACAGCACCUCUCGAGAACCAGGUGCCUUAGAAUUUGGGAAGAUAACCGACACAUCUGCAGAGUUAUGUUGGAACGAGCCAUAUAACUAUGCUGAUGUGACUUUUGACUGCACAGAUGGAACAGUUGUUCCAAAAGUAAAUCAAUCUUGUAAAGAGCUGAAAGAUUUAUCACCCAACCGUGAGUACAACUGCAGUGGUACCAUACGUUGUUGUGAAAAGGAGCUUGUCAAAGCAAGCCUCAUCAUAUAUACAGAUUAUGGUGGUCCAGAAGAACCAGAAAUCCUUGAAACAUGUCCUGGUGAGAGAAAUGUAUCAGUUAGCUGGCAGAAACCUAAGGACACUUCAAAGGGUCCUAUAGAUGGCUAUAUCGUGAACUGUAACGGUACAGCAGAGGAUGUUGAAGUAGAAAAUACCAAAAACUUUGUUUGCGAUGGAUUAAAACCUUUCACCAAGGGUGAAGGUUCUGUGACUGCAUAUACACUCAGCCGAUAUGACGGUACAAAAAUUAUGGGAAAACCUGGAAUAUUUAACUCGUCAACAAAAUCAGCAAAACCGGACCCAGUGACUGCUGUUGAUGCAAACUUGACAGCUGAUAAUGCUGUCCAAAUUACAUGCAAAGAGCGAGAAGUGCAUGGACCACAAAAAGAAUUUAGAUUGUUUUGGGAAAAUGAUGAAAUAAGAUCCAAUAAUUGUGAUUUUCAAAAAGACAAUCUCUUGUACUUGACAACGUAUACAUUUAAGAUCUUAGUGUUCAAUGGAGAACAUAGAGGGGAACCAGUAACAAGGAGUAUAAAAACCAGAUAUAAUUCUAAAGCCCUGAUUAUAUUCUUGGCGUUCUUGAUCAUUGUGACAUCAAUUGCUUUACUACUGGUUCUGUACAAAAUCUAUGAUCUUCACAAAAGAAAGCUUGGCAAUUCUUCUGAAGGUGUGAACCUUGUUGCAGUUAAAGAUGAGGACAGGCAACUUCUAAACAUAGAGCCAAUACCUUCGGAGCAAUUGCUGGACACGUACAAGAGGAAGAUUGCUGAUGAAGGAAGACUUUUCUUGGAUGAAUUUCAGAGUAUUCCUAGAGUUUUCACUAAGUUUUCAAUAAAGGAGGCCAAAAAAAGCCAAAAUCAGAACAAAAACCGUUACAUUGAUAUCCUUCCAUAUGAUCAUAACCGUGUUGAGCUCUCAGAGAUCCCAGGAGACCCAGGAUCAGACUAUAUCAAUGCAAGUUAUAUUGAUGGCUUUAAAGAACCAAGAAAAUACAUUGCUGCACAAGGCCCCAAGGAUGAAACCACAGAUGAUUUCUGGAGAAUGAUCUGGGAACAGAAGGCAACAAUUAUUGUCAUGGUGACUCGCUGUGAGGAGGGAAAGAGGAACAAAUGUGCCCAGUACUGGCCAUCAAUGGAAAAUGGUUCUGCAACAUAUGGGGACAUAAUUGUGAAGAUCAAUGAAAGUAAAACGUGCCCAGACUAUGUCAUUCAGAAACUACACAUCACAAACGGAAGAGAAAGGACAGCUGGAAGAGAUGUCACUCACAUUCAGUUCACAAGCUGGCCAGACCACGGAGUCCCUGAGGAUCCUCAUCUCCUUCUCAAACUCCGACGCAGAGUUAAUGCUCUCAGCAACUUUUUUAGUGGCCCAAUAGUGGUUCAUUGCAGUGCUGGUGUUGGGCGCACUGGGACGUAUAUAGGAAUAGAUGCCAUGCUGGAGGGGCUGGAUGCAGAAGGCAGAGUGGAUGUUUAUGGCUACGUUGUGAAGCUGCGUCGGCAGCGGUGCCUCAUGGUUCAAGUAGAGUCACAGUACAUCCUUAUCCAUCAAGCACUAGUGGAAUACAAUCAGUAUGGAGAAACAGAGGUCAAUCUCUCAGAACUGCAUUCCUAUCUUAACAAUCUGAAAAGAAAAGAUCCUCCAAGUGAUCCUUCCCUGCUGGAGGCAGAGUUUCAGAGAUUACCUUCUUAUAAAGGGUGGCGGACACAGAACAUUGGGAAUCGUGAGGAAAAUAAAAGCAAAAAUAGGAAUGCCAACAUAAUUCCAUAUGACUUUAACCGAGUGCCGAUCAGGCACGAAGACGAAUGCAACCAGGAGGGUGAACAUGAUUCGGAUGAUUCCUCAGAUGAGGACAGUGACUGUGAGGAAUCAAGCAAAUACAUCAAUGCUUCCUUCAUAACUGGUUACUGGGGUCCAAAAGCCAUGAUUGCAACACAGGGACCACUGCAGGAAACUAUCUCUGACUUCUGGCAAAUGGUCUUCCAAAGAAAAGUCAAAGUCAUUGUUAUGCUGACAGAGCUGAAAGAAGGAGAUCAGGAACUCUGUGCACAGUACUGGGGGGAAGGAAAACAAACACACGAUGGAAUAGAAGUUCAAAUGACAGAUGUCAACUGUUGUCCUAGCUAUACCAUACGUGCAUUUGAUGUUACACAUCUGAAGACAAAAGAAACACAGAAAGUGUAUCAGUAUCAAUAUCACAAGUGGAGUGGCUUGGAUGUUCCAGAAAACCCCAAAGAUUUAGUCAGCAUGAUUCUCAACCUUAAACAAAAAGUCCCUGUCAGACCAGUUAAUGAGGACAACAGGAGUACCCGCAGUGUCCCGCUUGUUGUCCACUGCCGUGACGGGUCACAGCAGACUGGUGUAUUUUGUGCUUUAAUGACCCUCUUGGAAAGCGCAGAAGUAGAAGAAGUAAUAGAUGUUUUCCAAGUCGUAAAAGCUCUUCGUCGCACCAGGCUGGGAGUCGUCUCCACCUUUGAACAUUACCAAUUUCUGUAUGACACCAUUGCCAGUACCUACCCUGCACAGAAUGGACAAAUAAAGAAGAACAGCCAGCAGGAAGAUAAAGUUGAAUUUUGCAGUGAAGUAGAAAAAACUAAUCCGGAAACUGAUUUGAUCACCAUUGAUCUUACCCCACCAACACCAGAGGAAAAGGAGGUUUCUGAAGUAUGUGAUGAUUUUAAGGCUGCAGGUAGCACUAAGGAAACAGAAAGCUCUACGAAUGGGCCCACAACUCCAGUUCUAACUUAGAGGCUAUACUAAAAAAAAAGUGCUUUUUCAUGUGCAAACAAUCUAAUCAAAAUAAGAAGUAUAAGAUUUCUUCUUCUUCCCACCUUUUUCUUUGAAAGUGCUUAUUGUUAUAUCAGGUUUUCAAAGGUACAAAUUUAAAGGAAUACUUGAAACUUUUAGAGUGACAAAAACCUGUGAAAGUUUAAUUUUUGUUUAGAUUUGCAUUUAAUACUUCUUCAGAAACCUUUUCACUAUUUUUAUACUUUUAAAAAUAUGUACAGUACAAUACUGUCCUGAGCAGUGUGAAGAAAGUUUUUUGACUUCUGUGACAAGGAGAAAAGCAACUCAGAACAAGAUUAGUGUGUUGCAAAAACAGGUCUGUCUUCAAAACUAUUCGGAAGUAAAUCAACAUAAUUGGUAAGCAUACAUUCUAGGAUUUCAGGAGUGAUGACCAAGCACUGCUUUAAUAAUACUCUGUGGAAUUUGUGAGACUUUGCCAAACAGUUUUAAGAGUUUAUCAUUUACAUCAUGUGACAAAUCCAAGGAAUUCAGACUUAUGGAAAAUCUGUAAGUCCUCCCAUAUCACUGUGGAAUAGAAAUUUUUGCAUUUUUCUAACUUGCCUCAAGGUGUCCUUGUUGCUCCACAUAUAUUAAUCUGAGAUUUCAAUGUUAAACUAAUGUUUUGGAGUUUGGCAUUUGAAUGAUUGCAACGAUUCUGAUAGAAAACACAUUCUGUUUACUCUUAGAGCUUAAAAUACUGCAUGCUUGCACAUCUAUUUUUUAUGCUUACUGUUAUUUAAAGGGACUGCUUCCAUGAACGCAUCUGACCUGUUUUCAGAAGUGGAAAAUACUUAGAUGUUUUUCUUCCAAACCUUGUAGAUUUUAAUUGGUACAGAAUUUUAUUUUAUUUUUUCAUUACGAGGUGUUGUAUGUUACAGCUGUGAUAUUUUUAGUAUUUCUUGCUGGAUUUUAGUAUGCUGUUUCUAGAAAAAAUAAAAGGAUAAUUAAUAGUUGA
Calidris pugnax (ruff) is the source of this 4923-nucleotide messenger RNA. It is a transcript of the gene PTPRC, whose product is annotated as protein tyrosine phosphatase, receptor type, C. Gene Ontology annotation, biological process: protein dephosphorylation; positive regulation of peptidyl-tyrosine phosphorylation; negative regulation of protein kinase activity. Bases 123 to 3929 code for a protein of 1268 amino acids. The transcript is spliced from 33 exons. Lineage: Eukaryota; Metazoa; Chordata; Aves; Charadriiformes; Scolopacidae. The record is from RefSeq and is a predicted model, not a curated record. Gene Ontology annotation, molecular function: protein tyrosine phosphatase activity; protein binding.